Molecule: messenger RNA, 1413 nt
Organism: Penicillium angulare
Lineage: Eukaryota; Fungi; Ascomycota; Eurotiomycetes; Eurotiales; Aspergillaceae
Product: putative cell surface receptor/MFS transporter (FLVCR)
Exons: 4
Coding region: 1-1413 (470 amino acids)
Biological process (GO): transmembrane transport
Cellular component (GO): membrane
Molecular function (GO): transmembrane transporter activity
Source: RefSeq, a predicted model, not a curated record
AUGCAAGUGUCCUACACUCUGCUCAUAUCGAACUCCAAGGAUGCAGAGAUGGAGGAAUCCUCUGUCACGCGACCGAGCUAUAAGGUUUAUAAGCGACGAUUCUGGGGUUUGGCGCAGCUAGUCCUAUUGAAUAUCGUCUGGCUUACCUUUUCGUCGAUUUCUGGCACAGCAGCUGAAUAUUUCAAUGUUUCAGAGAGUGCAAUUAAUUGGAUGAGUACGGGGUACUUGUUCGCAUUCUGUGUCGCGAGCCCAUUCGUCAUCUGGGUAUUAAACAAAGGCGGACCCAAACCAGCCAUUAUCAUCACCGCGACCCUAUUACUCGUCGGAAACUGGCUGCGAUAUGCCGGUACGAAAGCAAAUGGCGGAAUCUUUGGACUGGCCAUGUUCGGUCAAAUCUUGAUUAGCCUGGCGCAGCCUUUUUGCUUGUGCGCGCCAACUCGAUAUAGUGAUCUAUGGUUCUCCGACAAAGGACGAACCAGCGCCACGGCCGUUGCCAGUCUAGCGAACCCAUUAGGUGCAGCACUAGGUCAACUGAUAGAUUCGGAGUGGGCAUCGAAGCCAUCGGACAUUCCGAACAUGGUUCUAUACAUUUCCAUAAUUGCGACUGUCGCAGCCAUUCCAUCCUUCUUCCUCCCCGCUGCACCGCCAACACCCCCAAGCGCAUCAUCUGAUAUACCUCGCACACCACUAAUCCCAGCAACGCGCGCACUUCUUGGUACCGUAGAAUUCUGGUUGAUCUUCGUCGCUUUCUCGAUAUACGUCGGGUUCUUCAAUAGUGUCUCUUCCCUUCUCAACCAAAUCCUAGAACCACAUGGCUUCUCCGAAACAGAAGCCGGCAUCGCAGGCGCAAUCCUCAUCGUGGUAGGCCUCGUCACAGCCGCGGUCAUCUCCCCAAUAACAGAUCGCUACAAGCACUAUCUCGGCUCAAUUCGAGUCCUAGUGCCCAUAGUGGUCGUCUCAUAUAUAGGUUUGAUAUUUGCUCCAUCUAGCUCGGCUGGGAUCGCACCUUCGUAUGUCAUUAUGGCGCUUAUUGGAGCCUCCUCAUUUGCACUUCUCCCUGUUGUACUGGAGUAUCUUGUUGAAAUUACUUAUCCUUUUUCGCCGGAGAUUGGAAGUACUAUAUGCUGGACUGGAGGACAGUUGUUCGGUGCUUGCUUCAUUUUGAUUCAGGAUGCACUUAAGGAUGGUGCUAGUGCGAGUCCACCGUUCAACAUGCAUAGGGCGUUGAUCUUCUCUUGUGUCCUUUGCGCUGUUGCUGCACCCUUCCCGUUAUCUCUUGGGUUGUUUGGGAGAGUCGUUACAAGGCGGCGACUAGAGAUUGAUCGAGGCCUUGAGUUGCAGGAGGCAGAAACGACUCGCCAGGAAAGUGGAGAUGGGAAGAAGAAAGAUGAAUCUGGUUCGAAUUUUGCAUGA